AUGACACAAUACUACCCACAAUCAAUCUGGACAGAAGCUCACAUCAGACUGCAGGCAGGCAUACCCUAUGCAAUCUUCGAUCUUGAGCCCAAUGCCUCUUUUCGCACUCGCGAGUGGUCAAUGGGACUGCAUUGGUCGAUGCCACUUCUCAAAUCACUACUUCCCAUCGAACUGUUUUCGAGAAUCCAUGAAACAUUUGUCGAUCCCUCGCUGGACUGGUCACAGCCUCCGCUUGAUUGUAUGCGUAUGUAUAAUGGAAUGACUGGAGAAAUCAUGAAAGAUGUGCCCAUCAAAGGAAAGAUUGUCAGAGUAUUGAGAAAGAAAUUGAGAGCGUUGGUGGCUGAAGAUAUAGCAGUCAAGUAUAACCACUCGCUGACCGACAUUCGUUAUAAUUUCGAUAACACGGUUACUGCCAUCUUUGCUAAUGGGGCCGAAGAAACGGGGUCACUGCUUGUUGGUGCAGAUGGCCCACGCUCUGCCGUGCGCAACGUUCUCUUUGAUGGAACUGAAGCUACUGUCGAGCCGCUGGAAAAUGUGAUACACACUAAUGUUACUCCUGGAGUUUAUGUCUGCAUCCAGACCUCUUCUGCGUGCUAUCGAUCGCGCAAGAUCAUCCUUCUCCAGNACCCUUCGACCUGGUCAUUCCAACUAGUCUCUGGCUGGCUAGGCUCUCGCUCUUCUUUCUCUACUCCAUCCUCUCGCCUCGCAGAACUCAAACGAAGAGGCAAUCUCCUCUGCGAACCAUUCAGAUCUGCCUACGACUGUUUAGACGCAGAUCUAGACGUCAGAUUCGAAGAACUAGGCUGUUGGGAAACCAAAGAGUGGGAUUGUAAAAACGGAAGAGUCGUCCUGGCCGGCGAUGCUGCACAUGCCAUGCCACCUCGUGAGCAAAAAUUUCUCAAAGAUCCAGAAGAGAAAGAAUAUAAAGCUGAUGGCAGAAACAGACNNCGUGGACAGGGUCUCAACCACGCAAUCCAGGAUGCAUACAAUCUCGUCGAUAUCCUAGUCGCCAACCAUGAAAACCCCUCUGCCACUCCAGACCUUCCAUCUCAACUGCAGUCAUAUGCUCACGAGGUCAGUAUCCGCGGCGCGGAAGAGGUUAGAUUGUCAAAGCAGAAUGCCUAUAUGGUUUUGGAUUGGAAGUUGCUCGAGCAAAGCCCAGUGUUCAUGCACGCAUUGGACAAAAGCCCUGCUUCAAGUAACCAAAAAAUACAAAAAUCGAAGCUGGAGAUACGAUCCAAGNAAGCACAGCAGGAGGUUACCGCUAUGGCUGGCGCAUAG
Molecule: messenger RNA, 1281 nt
Organism: Aureobasidium uvarum
Lineage: Eukaryota; Fungi; Ascomycota; Dothideomycetes; Dothideales; Saccotheciaceae
Source: the annotation of a GenBank genome assembly